CACCCUAGCGAGCCAGCCAGCCCAGCCAAGCAUCCAAUAUUGCAGCCCCAGCAGCGAGCCCGCAGCACAGCAGCCAGCCAAGAGCAGCAGCCCAGCCCACCCCAGCCAGGCAGCACGCUCCGCCCCGCCCCCGCCUUAGCAGAGCCCAGCACCCCACAUAGCCAGCCCCGGAGCAACACGCCCCCCGAGCAUCCAACGCAGCCAGCCCACCAGCACCCCAAGCAUCCAGCCAGCAGCCCUGCCACCAGCCACACCAGCAGCCCUUCGGCAGCAGACCCGAGCUCCCCCCAGUAUAUAGCAGUAGAUAAAUAG
Messenger RNA from Homalodisca vitripennis (glassy-winged sharpshooter), 312 nucleotides. RefSeq names its product predicted GPI-anchored protein 58. The record is from RefSeq and is a predicted model, not a curated record. NCBI's taxonomy places the organism in Eukaryota, Metazoa, Arthropoda, Insecta, Hemiptera, Cicadellidae. The transcript has a single exon. The annotation marks the transcript as partial.